Molecule: messenger RNA, 330 nt
Organism: Spodoptera exigua (beet armyworm)
Lineage: Eukaryota; Metazoa; Arthropoda; Insecta; Lepidoptera; Noctuidae
Source: the annotation of a GenBank genome assembly
AUGGAGUGCGGUCCCUGCGGCGCUGUCCCAUGGGAGCGAGCCCGCGCGCCCAACUUCGGGCUCAGCGGCGGCGGCCCCCGCGCGCCCGCGCCCGCCCCCGCACCCCGCGCACCACCACUCACCCCCGCAGAGAAUACAUUUGCGCAACACGAGUGUUGGCCUAACAACGACUGCGACACCGGGAACCACUCACUGGGAAAAAUUACUCAUUUUCCGAUACUGCCGCAGAUAGUCCAAGACGUGUCGCAAAACAAAGCCUGCAUGCUUCAUAUUAUCCCUGCACCAUCCCAUUCGACAAGUUCCAUAGAAUGUUCAAAGGACUUGCCAUAA